AUGUUUUUAAAACAGAAAAAAUCCACAGGUUCGGAGGAAACCAAAGAAGUUGAUGACGAAGUUGAGGAAACGGAGCCAAAGUCGAAAAGGAAGAGCAAGUCUCUUGCAAACAGUGACGCCGCAGACCGAGUAAAGACUCAGAAGAAACACAAGACCGCACGGACCUCUGAGGACCAGGAACUCCAUGAGAAACAGAAGAAGAAAAAGGUGGGUGAAAAGGUAAAGGAGAAAAAAACAAAAAAGGAAUCUGAUGACGCAGAUGCUUUUGGUGUCCUGAUUGAAAGUGGGGAUAAACGGAAUGAGGAGAACAACAAUGACAUUGCCACCAACUCCAAGAAAAGGCAGAAAUCAGAGAAGCUCACAGAGGAAGGAGAAGUGACUGAGGGAGCAAAGGAGGACAAGAAAAAGAAAAAGAAAAAGAAAUCCAUCUCAGAGGACCAAGAAGAAGAGGAGGAGAUGGAGUCCAAGGAUAAAAAAUCCAAAGACGGAGGGAAGAAGAAGAAAAAGUCUCAAGAUGAGGAGGAGGAACCCAUAAUGGAGGAGCAAGAGGAGGAAGGGGACUCCAAGAAAAAGAAAAAGAAAAAGCCAAAGAAGGGAUCAGCCGACAGCGAUGAUGACAAAAAGAAAAAGGGCAAGAAAUCCAAAAGCAAACAGGUGGACUAUGCAGAGCUGUACCAAAACGAGUUGUUGAACUACCAUACAGAGUCAUCUGAUGAAUAUGAAGAUGAGUACUACAAAAAGAAAGUGUAUGAAGUUGUAACUGUCACUGGCAACAUCAAAGGAGCGGGUACAGAUGCCAAUGUGUUCGUUACCCUUUUCGGAGAUUUUGGUGCCACUCCAAAAGUGCACUUGGCAAGCAAAAGUCUAACAGCAUUUGAGAAGAAUAAGACCGACGUUUUCCGUAUCAAAACACAAAAUGUGGGACCCCUGAAGAAGCUGAGGAUCGAGCAUGACAACACAGGGAUGAAUCCCCGCUGGUACCUGGACAGGGUGGUGGUGACGGACAUGAACCGGCCGCACCUAACUUUCUACUUUGCCUGCACCAACUGGCUGAGUCGGGAGGAGGCUGACAAGCUCUUUGUUAGGGACCUGCUGGGAUGCCUCAACCCCUUGGACGCACUGAAACUGAAUAAAUACUUAGUGAGUGUGUUCACUGCUGAUGUAAAGGGCAGCGGAACAGAUGCUGAUGUCUUCCUUACUGUCUUCGGAGAACAUGGUGACACAGGAGAGAGACGGCUGGAGAGUGACAUAGACAACUUUGAACGUGGGACAGAGGACAAGUUUACAAUAGAUGGUCCAAAUCUAGGAAAACUAAGGAAAAUCACCAUUGGCCACAACAACAGAGGUUCAUCAGCUGGAUGGUGUCUAGAUAAGGUGACAAUAGAUGACAUGGGGAAUAAGGAGGUUUAUGAGUUCCCAGUCAAUCGCUGGUUUGCCAUCGAUCAGGGUGAUGGGAAAAUACAGACAGAUGUGCUGGUGGGAUCAAUUCAACCUAUGGCGAUUGUGUACAAUGUCCAAGUCAUGACUGGCGAUAUUAGGGGCGCUGGAACAGACUCCAAGAUCCACAUCGUGAUGCAUGGCUCCAAGGGCUUGAAAAAUAGUGGUAAAAUAUUCCUGGAAGGAGGUGCGUUUGAGCGCGGGCUCAUUGACAUCUUCAACGUGGAAAUCUGUGAACUGAUCAGCCCUCUCAGCAGGGUCACCAUUGGACACGACAAUGGAGCUGUGGGUGCUGGAUGGUACUGUGAAAAGGUGACAGUGUACUGCCCAUUCACGGGCAUUGAGCAGACAUUUCCCUGCAGGAGUUGGUUGGAUGAGGACUACGGGGAUGGACUGGUUGAGAGGGAGCUGUACGAGAUGGUCUCGCUCAGGCAGAAGAAGCAGAAAAAGUACCCGUGGUCUCUGUGGAUCUGGACAUCAGAAGUAAAAGGCUCAGGAACAGAUGCCCAGGUGUUUCUGCAGAUAUAUGGGGAGAAGGGCAAGUCUGAUGAGAUGAGACUGGAGAACAAGUCAGACAGUUUUGAACAGGGUCAGCUGGACAAAUUCACGAUCGAAAUGCCAGACAUCGGAAAACUGCGGAAACUGCGCAUCUGGCAUGAAAAGAGAAAUCCUUUCUCUGGCUGGCAUUUAGCCAAGGUUACUCUUUUGAAGACGCUGACAAAGGAGAAGUAUUCCUUCCACUGUGGCCGGUGGCUGGACAUCAACGAAGAUGACAAUGAGAUCAUCAGAGAGCUGCCAGCUACUGGAGCGCUGAUCCCUGAGCCACUUCCCCUGAUAAAAUACCGUGUAACCAUCUGUACUGGUAAUGUCAGCGGUAGUGGCACAGACGCCAGCGUCUUCCUUACCAUUUUCGGUGACCUGGGAGACACAGGAGAGCGACUCAUGUUCAUGAGCCAAACCAACGUCAACAAGUUUGAAAAAGGCAAUCACGACGAGUUCCUCAUUGAGUCUGUGACAUUGGGUCAAGUGCGCAGGGUUCGUGUAGGUCAUGAUGGGUCGGGCGGAGGCUGUGGUUGGUUCGUAGACAAGGUGAUGGUCAGGGAAGAGGGACAGCCAGAGACUUUGGCCAUUGAGUUUCCCUGUAACAGGUGGCUGGAUCGCAACGAGGAUGAUGGCCAGAUUACGCGUGAGUUAGUCCCAGCUGGAGUUGGCCUGCGCCUCUUUAAUGUCAGCUACCAUAUUGCAGUGAAGACAGGAAGCAUCAAUGGAGCCAGCUCUAACUCCAAAGUGUUCGUCAAGCUAUAUGGGGAGAAGGGAGAUACCAACAAAAUACUGCUGAUGGUCUCAGACAAUGACCUGAGAAACUACUUCGAGACAGGAAGCACUGACAUCUUUACCGUUGAAACGUUUGACAUUGGACAAAUCAACCAUCUCCUGAUUGGCCACACCAACGAGGGUCUGAGUGCCGGUUGGUACCUGGAUAAUGUUCAGAUCUCUGUACCUGUUCAUGGGAAGCAGUAUAUGUUUCCAAGCCACCGCUGGCUCUGCAAAGACGAAGCUGAUGGGAAAGUGGAGGUGGAAAUCUACCCCAGCGAGAUAUUGGAAAUUGAACAAUUGAUUAACUAUGAAGUAACAGUGAUCACUGGAAACGUGCUUGGUGGUGGCACCGAUGCCAAUGUCUUCUGUCAGAUCUUUGGAGACGAGGGAAAAACCGAGGUUAUUGUUCUCAAGAGUCGCUCCAACGAUUUCGAGCGUGGGACCACUGAGAUCUUCAAGAUUGAAGCCCUGGAUGUUGGUAAGAUCUACAAGAUACGUAUUGGCCAUGAUGGAAAAGGCAUUGGUGAUGGCUGGCUUCUGGAGUCUGUGGAAAUAAGGCGGCUGACCAUGGCCAUGGUACAAGUUGAGGUUAAGAAGGAGGACACCAAGAAAGACAAGAAGAAGGACAAGAAAAAGAAGAAGAAGGAAGAAAAAGAGGUGGAGAUCAUUGAGGAGCUGCAAGAGGUCGUGGAGACUUUAAUCUUCCCCUGUCAGCGCUGGCUAGCCAGGGACGAGGAGGAUGGAGAGAUUGUGGUUGAGCUGCUACCUGAGGGCAAUGAAGACCUGGAGGUGAACUCAUAUGAGGUUCAUGUUUUCACUGGGACAAUGUGGGGGGCGGGCACCGAUGCCAAUGUUUUCAUCAACAUCUAUGGGGAGAUUGGCGACACAGGGGAGCGAUGGCUGCGGAAGUCCAACAACCUUAAUAAAUUCGAAAAGGGCCAGGAAGACAUUUUCAACAUCCCAGCUGUGGAGCUUGGGGUACUAAAGAAGCUAAGGAUUCGACAUGACAAUGGCCAGGCCAACGCCGCCUGGUUUUUGGACAGGGUGGAGAUUGUUGACAACAAAGAUGACGCGACGUACUACUUCCCUUGUAAACGGUGGUUGGCCAUUGAUGAAGAUGAUUCACAGAUUGCCAGGGAGUUGGUGCCUGUAGAUGAGGCGUUCAUGAAGAAGGGUGAUGACAAUGAAGACAAUUCUGAGGUCACACUAAGUCUAGAACAGAAAGCCAUGUCCACAACAUACACAAUGAAGGUAAAAACUGGUGACAUGAAGUACGCCGGGACGGAUGCCAAUGUGUUCACUAUUCUCUAUGGCACCAAGGAUGACACAGGCAUAAUAAACAUGAAGGCUUCAAGGACUCACAAGAAUAAGUUUGAGCGUGGCAAGACAGAUGAGUUCACUGUGGAGGCUGUGGAUAUCGGACCACUAAAGAAGUUACGUAUUGGACACGACAAUUAUGGAGGAUCGGCAGGGUGGUUCCUUGACUGGGUGGAGAUUGAUGCUCCAUCUCUUGGCCAAAAACUACACUUCCCCUGUGGCCGUUGGCUGGAUAGAGGAGAGGAGGAUGGGGCGAUUGUCAGGGACCUGUUCCCUAAUCCCCUUCAAACAGAACUUUACACACCAUUUGUGCCUUACGAGAUUAAAACGUUUACGAGUGACCUUUUUGGGGCGGGUACGGAUGCAGACGUCGUCAUUGCUCUGUAUGGGAUAGAUGCAGUUUGUACCGAAGAGAAGUCUCUGUGUCUCAACAAGAGGGAGAGGAGGAUGUACUUUGAAAGAGGAGCUGAGGACAUGUUUAUAGUUGAGUUAGAGGAUGUGGGGGACGUGAUUGAGAAGAUUCGCAUUGGCCAUGACAACCAAGGGAUCAACCCAGGCUGGCACCUGGACAGAGUUGAAAUCAGGCGUCUUCUCAGGAAGGGAAAGGGUUCGGAGACCAUCAUAUUUGCAUGUGAGCGCUGGCUAGCCACGUCAGAGGACGAUGGAGAAACGGUGAGAGAGCUGGUGCCCUGUGAAAUCAUCACUGAAAAGCUGAUGCGAGACGGCAGUCUGAAGGUUACCACGAUUGAGGUGGAGGAUGCACUGGAGAUCCACACGUACACGGUGUCGGUAAUGACAGGAGACGUGUAUGGUGCUGGCACCGAUGCCAAUGUCUUCCUCACCAUCUAUGGCGAUCUGGGAGACACGGGAGAGAGGAAACUGAGCAAGUCAGAGACCAACAGCAACAAGUUCGAACGUGGAGCUGUGGACAAGUUCACUAUUGAGGCAGUUGAUAUGGGCCUAGUAUUUAAGAUAAAAAUUCGCCAUGACAACAGUAUGGUCAGUCCUGAUUGGUACUUGGAGCAGGUGGAAGUGGUUGAUGAGGACACAGAGGAGGUCUUCCUGUUUCUGUGUGAACGCUGGCUCUCCAAGAAGAGGGAGGAUUGUCGUUUUUGCCGAGUCUUCUAUGUCAAGGGUUAUGAGGGGGUGAGAGAAGGUCUAAACGAUAAAAAGAAGAACCCAGCUCUGACACUGACGAGUGUCGACAGUAACAUGAACCAAAAAAGCAAGAAGAAAAAGAAAGAAAUCACUGAGGAGCUCCCGAUAAUUCCAUACCACAUCAUCAUCUCUACUGGACUGGAGCGUGACGCUAGCACCACCAGCCGGGCCUAUGUGAUUAUCAUUGGGGCCAGCCACUCCCAGACAGAGAGGCUGUGGCUGGACCUGCCUGAUGGGAGGAAGUGCUUUGAGGCCGGCUCUCUGGAGAGCUUUGAGGUCCACGGUUCCGAUGUUGGGAAGAUCAGAAAGGUGAAGAUCAUCUAUGAGGUGACAGUGGUGACAGGUGAUGUGCAGAAUGCGGGAUCAGAUACACAGAUAUACAUGUCAGUGUUUGGGUCCAAGGGCAGCAUGGAGGAGAUGCUGCUGCAGAAGAACGAGGACAGGUUUGAGCGAGGACAGGAGGACACUUUCAGCUUAGAGAUCGAUGACAUUGCCCCGCUGAUGAAGAUGAGACUCCGUAUUGAUGGCUCUGGCAGCCGACCCGACUGGUUUCUUGACAAGGUCAUCAUGCGUAACCUGACCACAGAAGAGGUGUCUGUCUUCACCUAUGAGGAGUGGCUGUCCAGGACUCUUGGGCCCAAGAGGACUUUGAUCUGUGAGAUGGCAGCUGUGGUUGAUGAGGAACAGAUGGUGGAACUCACCACUUACACCAUCCAGAUCAAGACCAGUGACAUUGCAGGAGCAGGAACUGAUGCCCAUGUGUGGCUCAUAAUUUUUGGAGAAAACGGAGACACGGGCACUUUGGCCCUCAAGGAAAGCAACAAGUCUAACAAGUUUGAACGAAAGCAAAUAGACACAUUUCGCUUCCCAGAUAUCCUCAGCCUGGGAGAGCUCUCCAAAGUACGGAUCUGGCACGACAACUCAGGUCUUGCUCCAGGAUGGCAUCUGGAGUACGUUGAUGUUAAAGAUGAGAUACUAAACACAACAUAUCGCUUCCCCUGUGAACGAUGGCUUGCAAAGAAUGAUGAUGAUGGACAAAUAAUAAGAGAAAUGGCCUGUGAAAAUGAUGACUUAGACCUGAAUGAGAAGACGAGAUAUGAGAUCUGUAUUAAAACCGCAGACACUGACGAUGCUGAAACCAAGGAGAAUGCCUGGAUUGCACUUGAGGGGAGGAAGGGCAGAUCAAAAGAGUUUGUAAUGGAGAACUCUUCAAAGAAGAAAAGAUUCUUGCGGGGAAGUGACGACAAGUUUGAGUUUUCCUCCAAAGUUCUGGGCGACAUUGCUGGUAUCUGCCUGGGUCACACAACCAAGGAUGGAAAGAAGGUUAAAGGGGAGGCAUACUGGCAUGUGGCGGAGGUUGUUGUCAUUGAAAAGGAGCUGGGCAACAGGUAUAUCUUUAGCUGCAACGCCCUUAUCCCUCUCUCCCACAAGAGGGACGAGUUCAUGACCUUUGAGUGCACAAAGGCCAUCGAGAGCUUUGCCAGUAAGGCUCGCAGCUUGGUGCUUGUCAAAUAUGAGAUCAUCAUCAUCACCGGCAAUGAGAAGGGCGCCGGCACUGACGCCAACGUAUUCAUCACUAUCUAUGGCUCCAAUGGAGAUUCAGGCCGCUGGCCCCUGCGGCAGAAAUUCCGCAACCUGUUUGAACGAGAACAGACUGACCGUUUUCUUCUCGAAAUGCUGGAUAUGGGAGAACUGCUCAGAGUCAAGGUGGAGCACGACAACUCCGGCAUAAACCCCGGCUGGCUGCUGAAUCGUGUGGAUGUCACCAACACAGCCAAUGGUGUCACUGCCAUCUUCCUCUGUGGAAAGUGGCUGGACACCAAGAGAGCUGAUGGGCAAAUCUUCAGAGUUCUUCACCCAAUGCACUGA
Lampris incognitus (smalleye Pacific opah) is the source of this 7098-nucleotide messenger RNA. RefSeq names its product lipoxygenase homology PLAT domains 1a (gene loxhd1a). Bases 1 to 7098 code for a protein of 2365 amino acids. NCBI's taxonomy places the organism in Eukaryota, Metazoa, Chordata, Actinopteri, Lampriformes, Lampridae. The record is from RefSeq and is a predicted model, not a curated record. Gene Ontology annotation, molecular function: protein binding. The transcript has 40 exons.